Trichomycterus rosablanca is the source of this 1487-nucleotide messenger RNA. RefSeq lists its product as uncharacterized. The coding region runs from base 55 to 789 and encodes 244 amino acids. The transcript is spliced from 6 exons. NCBI's taxonomy places the organism in Eukaryota, Metazoa, Chordata, Actinopteri, Siluriformes, Trichomycteridae. The record is from RefSeq and is a predicted model, not a curated record.
GUGCAGUACAGAGUAGCCAAUUGGGAAAGCAGUCAUUUGAAGGGCAUAGGUGAAAUGCAGCCUGCAGGACCCCUGUAUGAAAUUGACUGCUUUAAAGGUGUAAUUCAUCAUCUGCACUUCCCACACUGUGAGACAAAUAUAGGGGAGCAUUCAGUUAAACUGGCUGUGGCACAUUUCACUGGUGUUAAUUUAGAGAUCAUACAGCCUCUCAAAGUGACGGACUCACAUGUGAUCAUAGAUGUCCAGGGGCUCUCUCUCUUUGGGCUUUUGAAAAAUAUGCUCUUUCCCACAAAACCCAUCAAUGCACAGGUUUUGUUCUUCCAUGAAGAACUGACUGACAUACAAAUAAGUAAAUUAUACAUACACUUGGUGCCAGGAAAUGUGCCAGUUGAAGAGGUAAAGAAACAUCAUCAGAGCUGUACAUACAUUACAACCAGCUCCAGAUGUCAACUAACCCCUUGGACACAAUACAAACCAUGCUGUGAUACUGGUAAACCUCAGCCAAAGAUUAAAACAUUUGAUACAGACUAUGGCCCCAACUAUCACCCCACAUUUAGCGUACACAUUAAUACCAAGGUUGAAGAAAUUACAGUAGGUCUUUUGGAUGAAAAUGACCAGGAGGUGUGGAAGCCACGACAGCUCUCUCUAACAGCAGGUUGUAGUCAGGAUGCAGCCACAUCUAAUAUUCAAAACGCAGGGGCAGAAUUUGUGGACAGACACAGAGAAGCUCUAAUUCAGAGAGUCUCUUCAGUAAUGGAAAUGGCAGACAGUUUACUAAGGAAUAAGUAAUGAAGAUUGACAUGAUUAGAGUGGAAAAAAUCUCCCAAGAACAAAUGAGGACCCUGUACAAUUAUCUUAACACAGAAGUAAAAAAAUCAGGGGGUUAUAAAAUCCUUAGGGAGAAGCAGCCUUUAUUAGUGGCUGAUCUGAUCUGAACUAAAUGAGAGUUACUGGACUUUUAAAACUAAUGGUAACACACUGUAAAGUUCCAUGUGAGUUGUAUUAUGUGUAAAUACUCAUGUAGUCACUUUCAAUGUUGUGUGGGAUCAUUGUAUAAUUGUAUCAAUUUUACAAUUGUAUUGUAAUUGUUUUAUACUUACAAAGUGGACAAAUCAUAAAUAUAUAACUUAGUUUACUGGGCAUGUAAAAAAUGUAACAAAAGUGAGACAGCAACAUUUGUAAUCAUCAAUCAAGUAAGCACAUUGUUGGUGUGGUAAAGGUAUAAAGGUUUAGACCUCUGCUACACAGGUGCAAGGUUUAAAAACACUUGCAAGAUUAAACCCCAGCAAUGACCCAAGAAAUCAUGUACCCACUUUAUUGGACAAUUUGUUGUUUUUCUUGGAGGCUAAAAUCUGUGUUUGGUGUCAAAAUGUCAUAUUUUUUCUGUAUAUCUACAGUACAUUUAUAUUGUACACCUUUACCAUAGAUAUGGCUCAUAACAAAAGAGACGUACCGGUUUUUCUUUUUGAAGCACAAACUUUUAUUCA